This is a messenger RNA of Malus domestica (apple), 2174 nucleotides long. RefSeq lists its product as uncharacterized. Gene Ontology annotation, molecular function: rRNA methyltransferase activity; RNA binding. Lineage: Eukaryota; Viridiplantae; Streptophyta; Magnoliopsida; Rosales; Rosaceae. The record is from RefSeq and is a predicted model, not a curated record. Gene Ontology annotation, biological process: RNA methylation; rRNA processing; regulation of DNA-templated transcription.
UAAGUUCAUUUUUUGUUUCGAACAAAUCAAAUUUUAUCCAGUUGCUUUACAGGAGAGGGAAACAGUGCGACUCAGCAGACAGCACCAAUCAACUAUGGCGCUCGUACUCUCUCUCCGCCUGCUUCUCUCUGCGGACACCAACAGACCUUCUUCUUCUCUUCUUCCUUCUUCCCCCAAGUCACUCAAGUUUGAUAAGAGAACAAAAACAUCCGUUUCUACUCCUAGAAAAGGUAGUUUCAAUCCCUCACACAAAAUCCAGAAGGUGAAUUUGGAGGUUUCUCCUCACAGAGCUGUUUCGGCGGUGAGAUUGAUGAGAAUAGAGAUGGGAGGUGCUUUUGCUGAUCUUCUCAAUGAGAAAGGGAAAGGUUCUGGUGAAAAUGAGAUGGGAUAUGUUGGAAGAACUCUUGGGUUUCGUACACGGGAUUUAGAGGAUCGUGAUCUUAGACUGGUCACUGAUAUUGUUGGCGGCACUAUCCGUUGGAAGAGAUAUCUUGAUCAUUUGAUAAGUUCACUGUGCAAUGAUGGAAACACAUUUGCUAGGAUGGAACCACUUCUUUUACAGAUUCUUCGAAUUGGUUUCUAUGAGAUUGUUAAGCUGGAUAUGCCACCAUAUGCUGUUGUAGAUGAGAAUGUGAGGCUUGCAAAAGUUGCCCUUAGACAUGGUGCUGGCAACUUGGUUAAUGCGAUUCUCCGGAAGCUUGUUCUUCUCAUGGAAACCGAUUCUCUUCCUCUACCCAAAUUGGAGGGCGAUGACCGCGCGCAAGCACGUGCUCUUGCCACUUUGCACUCUCAUCCUGUUUGGAUGGUGAGGCGAUGGACAAAGCAUCUUGGACAAGAAGAAGCAAUUAGAUUGAUGAUGUGGAAUAACAGUGAUCCUAGUUUCAGCUUAAGGGCAAACAGCGGGAAAGGUGUCUCAAGAGCUGACCUUGUGACCAAGCUUAAUGUCUUAAAGGUUUCGCAUGAGCUCUCUUCGCAUUUGAAUGAUUUUGUCCGUAUGAAAACAGGGUUGCAGUUGGUCAUACAAGCGGGUCUAUUGAAAGAAGGUUUAUGUUCAGUUCAGGAUGAAAGUGCAGGUCUAGUAGUUUCAGUUGUAGAUCCUCAACCGGGUGAAAGCAUUAUUGAUUGUUGUGCUGCUCCUGGAGGAAAGACGCUUUACAUGGCAUCCCUUUUGAGUGGCCAAGGUGUGGUAUAUGCAGUUGACAUAAAUGAAGGCCGGUUGAGAAUCCUCAAAGAGACGGCUAAGUUGCACCAAGUAGAUGGUGUGAUCACCAAUGUGCAUUCGGAUAUCCGUACUUUUUCUGAUAACAAUAGUACGAAGUGUGAUAAAGUUCUGUUGGAUGCUCCAUGUUCUGGACUGGGUGUUCUCUCGAAGAGAGCAGACUUGCGUUGGAACAGGAAAUUAGAGGAUAUGGAGCAGCUGAAAAGUUUGCAGGAUGAGCUUCUCGAUGCAGCUUCUCUAUUGGUCAAGCCUGGUGGUGUUUUGGUAUACAGUACCUGCUCUAUAGAUCCUGAAGAGAAUGAAGAGAGGAUAGCUGCAUUUCUUCUCAGGCAUCCGGAAUUUCAAAUAGAUCCCGUUGGCAGAUACGUUCCACCUGAAUUUGUAACAGAACAGGGUUUCUAUUUCUCCAACCCUGUAAAGCAUUCCCUCGAUGGGGCAUUCGCUGCUCGUUUAACUCAAGCUUUAUAAAUGUUCAUUUGAAAGAAUUUCUUCGGAGCUAGAACUCCUGCGAAUUCAGUUCGAGUUCUUUGUUUUCUGAACUGGAGUCAGGUUCUGGAAAUAUGUUGAAACAAGUUUUACAUUUUUCGCGGGUUGCGAUUGGGAGGGUACAAUUUUGUUUCAGUGGGAACUGAACUCGCCGGAUAGGUUAUUUGCAUGGCGGAAAACGUUCUGAUAUGCUUAAGAGAGAAUGAAGUCAUAGUUUCUGUGCUGGUGAUUGAAGAAUGUUUAUGCGAAUCUAAACAUGUGAUGCAUGACGCAAAACCGAGCGUAGUGGCGUUCUAGGAUGGAUUCAUACAGCCAACUCUACUUAGUGGAUAAGUCUUGAUUGUUGUUGUUGGUAACAAUGUUACAUGGUUACCAAAUUUGGAAAAAACACAAUUUUCUUGUAGUUAUAACUUAUAAUGUUGACAAUGAUAAUUAUUUAUAGUUCAUCAAAUUCCGUUGUGGAGGAUGA